Molecule: messenger RNA, 1259 nt
Organism: Drosophila busckii
Lineage: Eukaryota; Metazoa; Arthropoda; Insecta; Diptera; Drosophilidae
Product: odorant receptor 23a-like
Exons: 2
Coding region: 113-1258 (381 amino acids)
Biological process (GO): detection of chemical stimulus involved in sensory perception of smell; sensory perception of smell
Cellular component (GO): plasma membrane
Molecular function (GO): odorant binding; olfactory receptor activity
Source: RefSeq, a predicted model, not a curated record
AUUGUGCGAAUGGCAUUGGGUACGCAUGUACCUUCAACACCAAAGCUAUAAAAACCGCAAGAGAUAGGGCGACGUGCACAUUCAAAAUCAGUUGACAGUAGACUCAAGUAUCAUGGAGAUAAAUAGCGGCAUACAUUUUGCAACCAAUUGGCGAAUCUGGCAGAUGGUGGGAGCAGUAGAUCUGAACCGCUGGAAUCUGAGAAACUUUCGUUUUUGGGUGGCUGCAUUUUGUAAUGCCUACAGCAUAGCAUUCUCCAUGACGAUAAUAAUCGGAAUGUUCAGCUUUGACAAUCCGUUGGAUAAUAUUCUGAACUUUACCAUAGUUUUGACCACCGUUGCUACCGUUUCCAAGUUUUUCAUCUUUGUCAAGCAGCUAAAUAGAAUACGAUUAAUCGAGCAAGAGCUGGCGGAAUUGGACAGUCAAAUUGAUACGGAUGAUCAGCGUAAAUUUUUUAAGCAGCUUAGUAAUGAGCUCUUCUAUGUUACACGCUUGAUUAUCGGUGCCUACGUCGUCAUAGCAAUCACUGUGAGCACUACCUUUUUGUUGCGCGAUCCCAGCCGUUGUCUUCUACCCUUUCCCGGCUGGUUCCCAUUGGAUUUGAAGGCAUCGCGCAGAAACUACUUGACUGGCGUUGGUUUUCAGCUAAUUGGAAUUGUAGUACAAUUGCUCGAGAACUGUGUGGAUGACUUGUUCCCACCUUUGGUGCUCUGCAUUAUAUCUGGUCAUUGCCAAAUGCUUAUCAUGCGUGCCUCCAGGAUAGGACACCAUGAACAGAACCAAUGUGCAAAUGAGCAGCAGCUUAUUAAAUGCAUAGAGGAUCAGGAGAAACUCUACAAAUUACUACAAUUGGCGAUGGCUGUUAUCUCCUGGCCGCUCAUGGUGCAGUUUAUUCUGAUUGCCGUUGAUUCAGGCGCCUCUUUGUGCGCUUUGCUUUACUAUGUCGAUAGCAUGCAGGAGCGCCUAUAUUACAUUUCCUUUAUAUUCGGACUUUCCCUACAAGUAUUACCAGUUUGUUAUUAUGGAACCGAAAUCGAGCAUCACUUCUCACGUCUGCACUACGCGGUCUUCUGCAGCAAUUGGCCCGAUCAGUCUUAUAUAUAUCGCAGGAAUGCACUCAUCUUUGCUGAACGCACACAACGCGUACGGCAAUUGUUAGCCGGUAACCUUAUACCUAUUGCCUUAACCACAUUUGUGACAAAUGCUAAGACGGCGUAUUCCUUCUGCACCUUGAUAGCAGACACCAAUACUACUAAAUAAA